This is a messenger RNA of Scylla paramamosain (green mud crab), 3780 nucleotides long. RefSeq names its product ribosome-binding protein 1-like. Gene Ontology annotation, cellular component: endoplasmic reticulum membrane. Bases 123 to 3410 code for a protein of 1095 amino acids. The transcript has 23 exons. NCBI's taxonomy places the organism in Eukaryota, Metazoa, Arthropoda, Malacostraca, Decapoda, Portunidae. The record is from RefSeq and is a predicted model, not a curated record.
UAGUUAGGCGGUGGUGGGUGGGUGGUCACUGCCCUCAACCUCACCCACUUUGCCUCACUGCUCAUUGGUGGUGUUGUGGUGUGGUGGUGUGUGCUGGAGUGAUUGCUUGGGUUGAAAACACCAUGGAUGUUCUAGUUCUUGGUGCUGUUGUGCUGGUCCUGACUCUUGUGGUAUAUCUGGUGGCCACGCUGGGCACCAAGGAGACACCAUUUGAAGACAUUGCUAACCAACGUCAAAAGUUUGAAAAUGCACACAGCAAGGCAGAGAAGCAACAAAAGAAGCCCAAGGUAAAGAAGCCAAAAGGUAAAAAAGAGGAAGGCGACCCAACUGGAGCUACAUCAGCACAGGAAAUAGAGGCAGAAUGUGAACCAACUGCAUCACCGCCGGCACCGGAGCCUUCACCGUCACCCCAGCCCAGUCAGGAGCAGAAGAAAGAGAGGAAAAAGAAGAAAGAACAGGAAGAUGCAGUUGGUGAGGAGGUUCAGGAGAAGGUUGUCAAAGCAGAAGUGAAGAAAACUGAAUCUGCUGUCAGCCGUGCCACUGCUUCUGCUACUCCUGCUCCGGCCUCCACAGUUGCCACUCCAUCACCAUCUGCCAAGGAAACCAAGGCUGCUGCUAAAGAAGCUAAGACCAAUGCUAAAGGCGCUGCUAAGGACACCAAUACAUCUGGUAAAGAAAUGAAGAAUGCCUCAAAAGAUGCUUCAAAGGAAGCAAAAGCUGCUGCUAAGGAAUCAAAUGCUCCUGCUAAAGAAACAAAGGCUUCCAAAGAAACAAAAGCCACUGCUAAGGAAACAAAUGCAGCUGCUAAAGAAACUAAUGCAAAUACUAAAGAAGUGAAGGAGUCCAAGGCAAAGGCUACAAAAGAAGCUGUUAAGGAAUCUAAGGCCACUGUUGUUGACAUGCCACUCAUUAAUGAUCAAGUUAGUGGAUCUGAUGCUGUUGACGUCUCACCUGCUGCUGAAAAAGGAAGCUCCCAGGAUAAGAAGAAGAAAAAGGAAAAGAAAAAUGAUAUCACAUCCAUGAGUGAGUCCAAGCUGCUUCCCAUGGUGCAACGGGCUCCACUCUCAGGAACAGAAAUACAGACCCUGAUUGAUGUACUCCUCAACAAGCAGCAACAAAACAAUGCUGGAGGUGAUUGGGUUAAGAAGGGUCGUGUUGAUCCAAUCACACAGCUCAGGAGACAGCUGGAAGAGGUGGAGAACAGGCUUCGUGAUAAGGAUGAAGCACACUCUGCCUUGUCUGCCAAAAUUACUGAUCUAUGUGGUGAGCUUCAUGGAGAAAGGUCACGGUCAGCUAAGCUGAAAACCCAGCUGGAAGACACCAUUGCAAACUACACUCGCCAACAGGAAGUAGCUGCUGCAAAUGCAAAAUCAACCCAAGCAGCUCGUUUGAAUGAGCUGCGUGCAACAUUAGAGCAAGAGUAUCAAAUAAAAUUCCAGCAGCAGCAGCAGUUGGUGGAACAGUUGCAGAAUGCCACCAAUGAUCAAGAGGCUGCUACUCUGCGUGCUUCCCUCAAUGAAGCGGAGAUGCAAGGAAAGAUAAUAAAACAAGAGCAUGAAGUGCUGACACAAAGAUGUCAGCAAUUUGAAGAGCAUAUACGAGCACUUGAAGAAAAGAGAGUUGGGGAUGAUGCAGCACGUAAUGCACAGCUGACAGAACUUCAAAUAAAGCUUCAGAAUAGUGAUGCAGCUCGAGCCCAAGCAUUAGCAGAAUUGUCAGCAAUGGAGAGUGAGCGUGAAAAUUUGAGAGCACAGAUAGCAAGUAGUAAUACCAAAAUAGCACAAGUACAACACAGUUUGCAGGAAAAAUUGCGAGAAAAAAGUGAUGUUGAUUCCAGGCUGAUUCAAAUGGAAUCAGAACUUUGUAGUGUACGGCAAGUCAUCGCAGACCAAAAUAUUCAAAUUGAGCGAUUAAAGGAGGAAAAAGAAUCAUUGGCAUCUCAGAGUGUCCGUCCAGCAGCUGAAGGGCAAGAGAAUGGUGAUGUGCAUGCUGAGCACACCCCAGCCCCUGAUACUGCACACCUACAAUCUUUAUUGAAGGAGAAAGAACAAACAAUAGAAGAACAAGUUACAGAACUAACCAGCCUAAAAAAAGAGAUCACAAGAUUAAAAGAAGAUCUGGAGGGUCAAAGAGAAAAGAACAAUGAGUUGCGUGAAAAGAACCACAAAGUCCUGGAGGCCUUAACGAUCACAGAGGAAAAACUGAUGGCUAGACUCAAGCAGGUGGAUGAAGCCACUGGUGUAGUGGAAGAGGAAAAAGCAAAGGUUCGUGCCGUCCUAAGAAGAAUUUUCCCAGAGGUUGUCGUAGAUGAUGCUCUGGCCCUUCCUGUUAGGAAAAAGACAUAUCAGGACCAAGGAGCAUUCUUGAGUGAAUUUGAAACCAAGGCAUUGCAAGUUGCCACUCAAACUGCCCAGCCAGCCAAACCUGAGGUUGUGGAAGUCGUAAAGUAUGUUGAGAAAGAAGUCAAGGUGGAGGACCCAGCCCUCAAAAUUGAAGUUGAAAAGCUUUCAAAAGAAAAUGCUGAACUGAAAACACAGGUGGCAAAUCUCCAAGAAGAUUCUGCAUCAGCAGCUAAUGACAGUCAGAGAGUCCAAGAACUUCAGAAUGAGAUUAGUUCAGUCAAUGAGAAAGUUGCCCACUACCAGACAGUUCUAGCAGAUACUGAAAAUCUACUUAAGUCACUGCAAGCAUCAGUUGAGUCUGAAGAGGUGGCUUGGAAGAAACGUUUAUCUGAUAAGGAAAAAGAUCUACAUCAAUUAGUGGCAGACAAAGCAAAUCUUCAGCUGCAGGUGAAGCAGCUAGAAGAUACCAUAGAGAAAGUUAAACUGGCAGAAGAUAUGCAUGAAAAACUUCGGUCACUACAACAACAGUUACAAACAGAAGAGAAAGAAAAGGUAUCACUUCAGGAAAAAUUGCAGCAAGCAGAAGAGCAACUUGCUAGAACUGCCACCCAAGGUGGUGGUAAUAGUGAAGAAAGUAUACUGGAGCUGAAGGCAGACAACGAAAAGCUGCGAGCACUGGUCACUGUUGGACAGGAUGCCAGCCGUCAGCAAGAGCAGCUCAUCGAACAGUUGCAGAAGGAGCUUACUGCUGCUAAGGCAGCCCUGGCCGCUAGCCGUGUGAGUAAAAUGGGCUACAUGGUUGGUUGGGUGGGACGCAACAGCAGGAACACCACAACCACCACCAUCAACAACAUCAACCCGCUGGAACAGCAGACCUCAAGCACAAAUGGACCAGUGAAUGAAGAACAGUGUCAAGAGGACGACUCCCUGCAGGGCGACACUGCCAGUCUCGUGUCUGCUUCUUCUGCCUCAGUUACUGAUCCUAACUCCUCUCAGUCUCAGUCAGAGGCUCCUACUAAAAAACCUAAAAAGAAAAGGAAGGGUAUAUUGGGGAAACUAAUGGGCUAAAGCACUGACCCUUAAGGGUGCAAGUGCAGCACAGUAAGAUGCAACUCCAGUAAACAUUCCAACAUGGCCUGCACGACCUUCACCAACAAUGGCUUUCGUCCAGGUUAGGCCACAGUUGGUGUGUCCACAAACACCAGUAUGGUUUCUGCCAUGAAGAUGUUUCCACUUUAUAUUCAUAUUUUGUACCAACAUUUUUUGUAGGGAGAGUUAUUGAAAUAGAUUCAUGGCAGGUUGGGACCACAUCUGGGUAAGCCUACAGAGGUGCAAUAUAUGAGUACUGUGUAUCAUUUUCCAAGCCAUAAAAAAAAUUCACUUUUGUUGAAAUUAACUUUGACAAGGCAGUUGAUUAAAAAAAAAAAAAAAAAAAAAA